UUCACUAAAACCAUGCAUCCGCAAGCUUCGUUCUGGUCAAUGGCCUGCUGCCUUGUGCUGCUCCUGCUUCCGUUCGGAAUCCGUUCAAUGUGCAACGACGCCACUGAGCCGGGAUGCCUUCACCCGGCGGAGUUGCACAUCCCCCAGCGUUAUUGCCUGGACCCAACCAAGUACUGGCUCUGCGACGCCAUGAACUCGCAGGCCCAACUCCAUAAGUGCCAGCCCAACACCGGAUUCGACCAGGACCUCAAUGCCUGUGUGCCGUGGACCGCCUGGGAAUGGAAGCCAUGCCAGGAGCCACCGAGUCGUCCUCCUGGAUGGGCUGGAUGCUAGACAAGUGAGAAAGUCCUUGUUGCUCGGA
Molecule: messenger RNA, 361 nt
Organism: Drosophila mauritiana
Lineage: Eukaryota; Metazoa; Arthropoda; Insecta; Diptera; Drosophilidae
Exons: 2
Coding region: 13-333 (106 amino acids)
Cellular component (GO): extracellular region
Molecular function (GO): chitin binding
Source: RefSeq, a predicted model, not a curated record